Molecule: messenger RNA, 831 nt
Organism: Aphidius gifuensis
Lineage: Eukaryota; Metazoa; Arthropoda; Insecta; Hymenoptera; Braconidae
Gene: Pla2
Product: phospholipase A2-like
Exons: 5
Coding region: 48-593 (181 amino acids)
Biological process (GO): arachidonate secretion; phospholipid metabolic process
Source: RefSeq, a predicted model, not a curated record
CAAAAGUUACACUCAACUUGUUUCAGUUGAUUUUUAAAUUCUUCAACAUGUCUAUUAUUUAUUUAUUUUUUUUACUCAGUAUUUUUUGGAUUUAUAAUAUAAACAGUUUGUCAGUUGUCAUUGAUUAUGACUCAAAUGAAGAUGAAAAUAUUUUUGGAGAAUUUAAAAAUAGACAGCAAGAUCGUAUGAUUUUUCCAGGAACAAAAUGGUGCGGAAGAGGAAAUAUUUCUGAAGGCUAUGACGAUCUUGGUUAUUAUGAAGAAGUUGACAAAUGCUGUAGAUCUCAUGAUUAUUGUCCUGAUGUCAUUGAAGGAUACGAGUCCAAACACAAUCUUACAAAUUUAAAAUCUUAUGCAAGGCUUCACUGUUCUUGCGAUGAGGAAUUUUAUGAUUGUCUUCAUGAUCUAGACCACAUGAUUGGCAAUCAGAUAGGUAGAAUGUAUUUUACUCUUCUCCAUACACAGUGUUUUCGUGAAGACUAUCCAAUAGUCUCCUGCAAACAUUAUUCAACGUUUCCUAAACGCUGCUUGGAGUAUGAACUGGAUGAAAGCCAAGAGCAAAUAUACCAAUGGUUUGACGUACCGUGUUACUGAUGAUGAUCGUCGACCCGGAAUCAAGCAUCGACAAAGUGCUCUUCCAUUUCCUUCACUGUUAACUUUUCUGUGUGUGAACUUCAAUGUUCAUUCGUUGAUGAAUACUUCAACUAAUGGAUCUACGCCCUGGCUACUUAAUUAGCCGGAAAUUAACCCUCUAAAAUUUCUCAAAUACAUAUAUUCAAUUUUCAAAAUUAAUUGUAACAUUAAAUGCCAAAUAAAACAUAUUAAAAUAAGU